Messenger RNA from Orbicella faveolata, 1931 nucleotides. RefSeq names its product solute carrier family 35 member E1-like. NCBI's taxonomy places the organism in Eukaryota, Metazoa, Cnidaria, Anthozoa, Scleractinia, Merulinidae. The record is from RefSeq and is a predicted model, not a curated record.
UUUGCGCAGCCGGAAGCGCGGUUGCAUGGUAAUGACGUGUCGCUUGAGUUCAUGUGUACACCGGCAUACUAAACUGGAAGAAACAUGGCUGUGGGAUUUCGUUCCGAAGCAUUUCGAAUAGUUCUACUGUGCUCGUUGUGGUACACGAUCAGCUCAACAAACAGCGUCAUUGGAAAGAAAAUACUCACAGAUUUUCCGUUUCCUUUGACUGUAGCGAUGGUCCAAGUGGUGUCUACAGCGCUGUUUUUAUCGCCAACACUCCGUGUUUGGAACGUUCCUCCGAUGAAAUCGUUACCGAAAUCCAGUCUUCUAAAACUGAUCUUACCUCUUUCAUUUGGAAAGGCUUUUGCGGCGAUAACAGCACAUGUUAGUAUUUGGAGAGUACCUGUCUCAUACUCGCAUACAGUAAAGGCAACGAUGCCAGUUUUUACAGUAAUUCUUUCCAGAACAAUAUUAGGAGAAACACAAACAAAGGAGGUUUAUUGUUCAUUAAUUCCUGUUGUUGGUGGGGUUAUUAUUGCUACUGCCACUGAAUUAUCUUUUGACCUUGUUGGACUACUAAGUGCUUUGUUAGCAACUUUGACCUUUGCUAUACAGAACAUUUUUACAAAAAAGGCAAUGAGAGACUUACAACUUAAUCACUUGCGUUUGUUGUUGCUGAUGGCAAGUAUAGCAUCUACCAUGUUAUUGCCAGCAUGGGCAUUGUAUGAUUUGCGAAGAAUUGUUCUUGUUUUAGAAUCAGGUGAGGAGGACAUUUUAUGGCUGAUGGUGAUUCUAACAAUAAAUGGAUUUUUAAAUUUUGCACAGAAUAUGGUAGCAUUUACAGUUUUAUCAAUAGUCACCCCGCUGAGUUAUGCAGUUGCCUCAGCAACCAAGAGGAUUCUUGUUAUUACAGUGUCUGUAAUAUUCCUGCGUAAUCCAGUUAGUGCUUAUAAUGUGCUGGGCAUGUUUGUCGCCAUCUUUGGGGUGUUUCUUUACAAUAAGGCAAAAUAUGACGCGAACAGAAGGAAGCAGGAACUGCCGAUACAUACAAAACACGAACAUUUUAACAAUGUCACGAACAAUCACAGACAUUAUCACCUUGUAUGAGCACUGCAACACAACGGCAAGAAGAUGCAACGAUUAAUGGGGUUUGCACGUUAGGGAAUAGCGUCGGAUAGCGAAAUCAAAGGUUAUCAAGCUUGGGAGGAUUUACCCGGAGAUAUACGGCUCAAGUAGAGCCAAUGUACCAUUGACCCUCCAGAAAUGUCAGGAGCAAAAACGAAUUUAGCUAUGAUCUACUGGCUAACUUCUCUUUAGUAUUACAUAGCAGAACUACCGAGGUAAGUCGUAGGAACUCACAACGUGAUCAUGUUAUUACCAACAUGUUAUAAGCAACUGAAUUCUACAAAUGAACCAUUUGCGAAAUGCGUCUUGUGCAGAGUGAAGAGGGCUCAGUUUAAAGCUAGUUUCCAGACUUCAGUUGGUUCUGUGCUCAGAUGCAGGAUGCUGAAGAAAAUACGUAAAAUUACGAUACGGAAUGGAACCCAACAAGCAAACUCGUACAUGACGGAGAACAUCGUGUGGAAUGGAUCAUUCACAAGGACAUGAAUUAGUACGAUGGCGAAGAACACAGAUAGAAAGAACAUUUUGUUUAAAUUGUAGAUGAACCGCUUUCCAAAUAUUUAUAGUGACAUUACUGACGAAGAUUCUUUGCACCGUGCAUGAUUGCACUGCAGCUUCCUUUCCAGGGUUUCUCUUGUGACGUGACAGACCUUUUUAACUUAGGCGGUUUGUUUUCCAUUACUGUCCACGUGAUUCUCAAGACAAACGUUCUUUUAUACGUCUAAAAGUUAUUCACUCAUACACACGCGACUAAUUGAAAAUUUGAAAGCAAGAAUUCUCAAGAGUAUCAUCACAUGGUCUGAAAUGGGACAACAAGCCCAAGCUAA